Messenger RNA from Acanthosepion pharaonis, 927 nucleotides. NCBI's taxonomy places the organism in Eukaryota, Metazoa, Mollusca, Cephalopoda, Sepiida, Sepiidae. The record is from the annotation of a GenBank genome assembly.
AUGGUUUUCUUUCUUUCUUUUUUUACUGUUUUCUUUCUUUUUUUUCUUUCUUUUUUUUUCUUUACUGUUUUCACUCUUCUGAUUUUCCUCUUUGCUUUUUCUUUACGGUUUCUUUCUCUUAGUCUUUCUUUUCAAUUUCCAUUUUCUUAUUUCUUUAUGGCUUUCUUUCUUUUUUCAGUUUUUUUUCUUCUUUUUCACUAUUUUCUCUCUCUCUCUCUCUCUCUCUCUCUCUCUCUCUCUCUCUCUCUCUCCCUCUGUUUCCUUUUUAUUUACGGUUUCCUUUCGUUAUUUUUUUCAGCGACUUUAAGGUGUUUUUUCUUUCUUUCUUUCUUUUUAUCUUCCCUCACGAUGUUCCUUCUUUCUUUUUACUUUAUAGUUUUCUUUCAUUUUGCCUUUCUUUACGUACGUUUUUCUCUUCUUUUUUUUUCUUUAAGAUUAACUUUCUUUUUUGCUUUCCAUUAUUAUUUCUUUUUGUUUUCGUUUAUGUUACUCAGUCGUUUUAACUUUACAAUUUUCUUCCUUAUAAAUUUAUACUUUUCUCUCGUUUUACUUAAGGCUUCCUUUUUGACGCUAUUAUUUUUUUCUUUUUCUUUUUCUUUAUUCUGCUGCUUUUAUUUCUCAUGUAUGACAUUCUUUUUUCAUCUUAACUGUUUUAUACUUUUCAUUAUUUUUGUAUUUUAUUCUUUUUAUUUUCGAUUUCUUAAAUGUUCUUUCUUUCUUUUUCUUUCUCUUUCUCUCUCUCUCCCCCUCCCCUCUUUUCUUUAUAGCUUUUUCUUUCUCAUUCUUCUGGCGACGUUUUUUCUAUUUUUAAUUUUUUUUUACACUCUGUGUCUUCUCUAUUUACUUGUGUUGUCGUCUUUCUCAACUAUCCUCCGUCUCGCACUUCUUCUUCUUCUUCUUCCGUCAAUUUUUACCGUAUUUCCUUGA